This is a messenger RNA of Dictyostelium purpureum, 987 nucleotides long. RefSeq lists its product as uncharacterized. Lineage: Eukaryota; Evosea; Eumycetozoa; Dictyosteliales; Dictyosteliaceae. Bases 1 to 987 code for a protein of 328 amino acids. The record is from RefSeq and is a predicted model, not a curated record. The transcript has 2 exons. Gene Ontology annotation, molecular function: palmitoyltransferase activity.
AUGGUGGACUUUUUUGAUUUUGUGGUUUUAUCAUCGAUUAUAAUUAUAUUGCCCCUAGUCAAUGAUUUCUUAAAUAAUACAUUCCCAAAUGCAAAAAUUGGUAGAAUAGCGAGUGAAAUAGUUGGGAGUAUUUUAGUGCUGUUUAUAUUUCAUUUAGUGAUAGCAGGUGUUUGGCUGUGGUAUACCUAUUAUCUACCAUAUUACUAUACCAAAGAAUCAAUUUAUUCAUUAGGCUCAUUAAACAUAUUCGACAUACCAAGCAAAGUAGCGAAAACACCAGAGGAGGAAUCAUCAAUUAGAAUCUCGAUCACCCUUCAAGCAAUCUUUUUAUUCAUUGUAGUCACAAAUAUCUAUCAUUACUUUUAUCGAGCGAUUGUAGCAGACAACUAUUUACCACAACUAAACAAGACCAAACAACAAAAGCUAUCGGAUGAACAGCGUGAAAAGCUUUGUUCCCAAUGUACAAUUUACAGCAAAGAUAAAUGGUCGUCAUUACAUAUCAAUAAUAAAUCAUUUCAUUGCAAAAUUUGUAAAAGAUGCACCAAUGCUAUGGAUCAUCACUGUCCAUUCAUAAACAACUGUGUGGGAAUCAAUAACCAUCACUACUUUUAUUUAUUCCUUACAUACACCUAUUUGGCAAUGAUAUACGCAUGUUUUUUAACAUACUAUCCAUUCAUGGAUUGUGUGUAUAACAAAUCGCAAGAUUUGAAACCAAUGUGUAUAAAAAUGGAUAAGUAUAGCUAUAUAUUCCUCUGCUGUCUCAUCGUUAUCACUGCUGCCAAUGGUGUAUUUUGUUUCCAAAACUAUUUAAUCUCCACAAACUCCAAAACGGUUCAACUUUUACGUAAAUUAAAGAAAUCAAAAACAUAUAUAGAGUGGUUUAAAUGGAUUAUAGAUAAUUUUAAAACCAAUUUUUCGUUCAAUAACUAUAAACAAAUGUUCACAAAUUGGAAACUAUACAAUAUAAUAAUACCAUAUAAAAAAUAA